AAUCAAUCCCCUUCACAAUCAAAAAUGGCCCCUCCCACCGCUUCCUUCACCUCCGCCCCUGCUGCUACCGGGCCUUCGCCCGCCGCGCUCAAGCAGCAAGCGGCCAACAAGCAGAAGACGUUCUCGCUCCCUCGCCAGCACUACGACAUCAAGGCAGGCAAGGAGCCGAAGGAGGACUACGAUGGCAACUUCCAGUUCGCCGAUAUCAAGGAGUCGAUCACCUCUAGGGCCAUGACUGCCCGCUACUACGAGGACAUGAUGAACGCAGCCGUCUCGGAUGUCGUCAUCAUUGGCGCUGGAUCUGCUGGACUGUCGUGUGCCUACAAGCUCGGCAAGGCCAGGCCCGACCUGCGCAUUACCAUCCUCGAGGCUUCGGUCGCCCCUGGCGGUGGCGCUUGGCUCGGUGGCCAGCUCAUGUCGGCCAUGGUCAUCCGCAAGCCUGCGCACAAGAUCCUCGAUGAGCUCGAGGUGCCGUACGAGGACGAGGGAACGCACGUCGUCGUCAAGCACGCCGCCCUGUUCACCUCGACGAUCCUCGCCAAGACGCUGGCUCUCCCCAACGUCAAGCUGUUCAACGCCACCUGCGCAGAGGACCUCAUUGUCAAGAAGGACGCCGACGGUGUUUCGCGCGUCAACGGUGUCGUGACAAACUACACCCUCGUCACGCUUGCCCACGGCCUCCAGUCGUGCAUGGACCCGCAGACGAUGACGGCUCCCGUCGUUGUUUCCUUCUGCGGCCACGACGGCCCCUUCGGUGCCUUUGCCGUCAAGCGUCUUGAAUCGGCUGGCCUGUUCAAGAUCGGUGACAUGGGUCCCAUGGACAUGACCAAGUCCGAGGGCGAGAUUGUCAACAACACUCGCGAGCUCUUCCCCGGCAUCAUCGUCGGUGGUAUGGAGCUGUCCGAGGCCGACUCGCACCCGCGAAUGGGUGCCUCGUUCGCGGGCAUGAUCUCUUCGGGCGUCCGCGCGUCCAUGAUUGCCUCGAAGCUGUUCGACUCGCUCGACUGCGAUGAGUUUGGCGAGGUCCAGGGCGUCCGCACCCAGUGAUUGUGUAAAAUGAAAGCGUCACAUCUCUCAGAAUUUUGAUGCGGCCUUGAGCAUUGAAUUGCACCGAAGGAAGAGAAGUUGCAUGAGAUUUGAGGUUGAGUCGCCUGUGCGCACUCUGCAGUGCAGCAGUACCUAGCAGCAAUAGUGGUGGUG
Acaromyces ingoldii is the source of this 1200-nucleotide messenger RNA. Its product is annotated as putative thiamine biosynthetic enzyme. The record is from RefSeq and is a predicted model, not a curated record. Gene Ontology annotation, biological process: thiamine biosynthetic process. The transcript has 4 exons. NCBI's taxonomy places the organism in Eukaryota, Fungi, Basidiomycota, Exobasidiomycetes, Exobasidiales, Cryptobasidiaceae. The coding region runs from base 25 to 1047 and encodes 340 amino acids.